ACCAAUAGGCGGUGCUGCAGCUCUGCGACGAACGCAGCGGAGACCCUCUUGGUCACUGCCGGUUACGGCGUAGCGUCAGCCAAUGGAGAUGAAGCAGGAAGCUCAGAGGCGGAAGUUGCGCUGAUCUUGUUGCAUCAACGUGCCAGGGGACCUGGGAGCCAAAGCGGUGUGCAGUCAUGUGGCCUCUGAUGUGGGCUGCGAUGCGGACCUACGCUCCGUAUGUCACCUUUCCCGUUACCUUUGUGGUCGGAGCAGUGGGCUACCACCUGGAAUGGUUUAUCAGAGGAACGCCCAAACCUCGAGAGGAGGAGAUGAGCAUCCUGGAGCUGAGGGAGGAGAGGAAGCUUCAGGAGCAAGUGGGUAUGGACAGCACGCAGGUGCUUAGCCUGAAAGACAAACUGGAGUUUACACCCAAAGCGGCUCUGAACAGGAACCGACCAGAAAAGAGCUAACCGUGGCUGCCAUUAGAGACUCGCGUGUUUUGUCCGUUUCUCAGCUGGAGGAUGGUGCACUGGGAGCAAAAUGGGGUGAAGCAGGGGGCAAAAGACCUUUUCUUCCGAUUCAUCUCAGCCUUUGUUCCUCACCCCUGGCCAUCAAAAAAGCUUCAGCUUGCCUUUUGUUCGUUUCAGACACUUCUCAGAGGCAGGAGGGGGAAUAAUAAAACACUUGACAUUUUAUUCAGUUAAAAAUACUGUGUGUGUGUGUGUGUGAGAGAUUGUGAUUCUCUGACCUUCCACUUGAUGUUUCACAAGCCUGAUCAAUCACUGAAAAACACCUUGGAUAUUGGAACUGUUGGGUGUUCAGGAUUUGAACUGACCACAAGGUUUGAUUUUAUUCUUCAGUUUGUCCUCUGGCUCGUAGAAAAGAGGAACAUUGUCUGUAAAACAUGUAAAUCUAGUUGUGCCACUGACACAGAUUUUAUUGUGACUUUUUUACCAACCCCCAUGUCAUUUAUUUGUUGUUUCCCAAAUACAAAUGAUGUCAUGUUCCAGGGCUUUCACACACAGGCGUUUCUCCUUUAACAUAGUCUUCAUGUUCAGAAAGAACAGCUGAUAAUGAGCAUGAAAGCAGAGGAAGUAAGACCGGUCUUAAUGUGGUAGUUCUUUUUAUCUCAUCUAACCUUUGAUGGUAUGUGGUCGAAUGAGCCAACAGUGUGGGAGGUCUCUCAGGAAGUUUAAGCUGCUUAGUGCUGCUGUCUGAAACAUCUACACAAUACAUUCAUUAAAGGAAGUCUGGAUUUUCUUGCAAAUUUGACGUUGUUAUUAUGUGUGUCACUGAAAAAUGAGAUUAAUAAAAUGAAUUUGAGUUUU
Molecule: messenger RNA, 1310 nt
Organism: Scophthalmus maximus (turbot)
Lineage: Eukaryota; Metazoa; Chordata; Actinopteri; Pleuronectiformes; Scophthalmidae
Gene: smim12
Product: small integral membrane protein 12
Exons: 2
Coding region: 177-452 (91 amino acids)
Source: RefSeq, a predicted model, not a curated record